Molecule: messenger RNA, 1047 nt
Organism: Triticum aestivum (bread wheat)
Lineage: Eukaryota; Viridiplantae; Streptophyta; Magnoliopsida; Poales; Poaceae
Exons: 6
Source: RefSeq, a predicted model, not a curated record
ACCCAGAUUCACACUUAUCGACGAGUUAAUAAAACGAUUCAGAUGGAAGACGGAGACGUCUAUGACUGCAUUGAUCUGAAUGAGCAACCAGCUUUUAACCACCCAUUGUUGAAAGACCAUAAAAUCCAGAUGAAACCAAGUUCUUUCCCUAUUUGGACGGAUAUCCAAACAUUGCCUUUAAAUUCUUUUUCACAAGUGCAACCAUCUCUCAUCGAGUGCCCAGCAGGAACAAUUCCAAUACUGCAUAGUAACAUAAGUGGCACCAUAGCAAUGCAUAAUAUUGAUGGGCCGAGAAACAAUAUGCAAUGGGAGAGGGCGGGAAUCACAUACAAGGGUGAUGUAUAUGGGACGCGUGUUGUAUUAAACGUUUGGGAGCCAAAGGUGAAUAGAGGUAGCAAGGAUUGUAGUGCAAUGUGGGUAGAAAUGCAAAAUGGAGGAGGAGAGCGCGCUGACAGGAUGGGUGUUGGUUUGCGGGUAUAUCCAACAUUGAGUGGUGAUACUUCUGUUAGAUUUCAUGUUGCUUGGUACGAGGGACUAUACAAAAAGGGAUGUAUUGACUUCAGCUGUCCUGGUUUUGUGCAAGUCGACCGCAAAAUUGGUCUUGGAUCAAAAAUACGACCACUCUCUAUCUAUGAUGGACCACAGAGAAUAGCAAACAUUCAAAUAUUUAAGGACGUGGUGUCUAAGAAUUGGUGGGUGGCUUAUGAACAUACACCAAUUGGAUAUUGGCCGAAUGGAUUAUUCGAAUUCCUUAGAGACAAAGGUGAUUUCACGUUCAGGGGCGGGUUUGUUGCGGGACCGACUGCAUCGUCAAAAUCUCCGCAAAUGGGUAGUGGACAUUAUGCUUCGGAAGGAUUCAAAAGAGCAGCAUACAUUAGAAAUAUCGAGAUCGUGGAAGAGAAUGGCAAGUCAAUGACUCCAGAUGAAUCCCAUGUGGAGCAUGGCUCAAGCGAUUCAUCCAAAUACACCGUCCAUCGUUUUGAAGUUAGUAAGCAGGCAGGUAUGCAUAUCUACUAUGGCGGACCAGGCUCCGAUAAGGCCAGAUAA